Molecule: messenger RNA, 9652 nt
Organism: Myripristis murdjan (pinecone soldierfish)
Lineage: Eukaryota; Metazoa; Chordata; Actinopteri; Holocentriformes; Holocentridae
Gene: tet1
Product: tet methylcytosine dioxygenase 1
Exons: 12
Coding region: 503-7114 (2203 amino acids)
Biological process (GO): chromosomal 5-methylcytosine DNA demethylation, oxidation pathway; positive regulation of transcription by RNA polymerase II
Cellular component (GO): nucleus
Molecular function (GO): DNA binding; DNA 5-methylcytosine dioxygenase activity; zinc ion binding
Source: RefSeq, a predicted model, not a curated record
GUUGGCCGGAGACCGUAGGCUGCGUCUGGUGGAGGGAGAGUGGGGCUGCCCUGAAUGGAUUGACAUAAGAGGGAUUUACAUUUUAACGGGUAUCGUAACGCCGUAAGACUAGUUACAUGUGCACGUUGUAUAAUAGCUAUUCCGCUCGACAUAUACAUUUUGGUGCUCCAGUCGCGUCCAUGUGUCAUCGUGGCGAAAAGGAUUGAACUUGCCAGCAAUCUAUGUUUGCCGAGGAGGGAAACCAAUACAAGGUCUCGCUGUCUCGCUGGAGCGGAGUAUUAUUAGCAGUUCAGACAGUGCAACUGUCUCUCUGGUCUUUCACUGCUGUUGCACGAUGGCAAAAUAACCUACAGCAUCAUCUACAGUCUUGAGAGAAAACUAAAAAAAAAAAGAAAAGAAGAUUAGGGGGGAAAAAAGUAAAAGUUGAGCGCUACGAAAUAGAUAAACCUUCACCUGGCUCCCAUGCUGGCUGCCAGACAUCCUCCCUCCCACACCCUCAGCCAUGCCUGCUUCUUCCAAACCCCCUAAGAGACAGACAUCCUCUCAGAAAAAGAAUGGCCACAAAGUGAUCACCACCAAGAGGCAAACCUGCAACUCAAGUAAAUCCAGAGGACGAGCCACUGAGAGGCUCCAGAAGACGCCAGUAGAGCCCAAAAGGUUUGCAGCCAGAGCCCGGACACAAUCAGGCCGAAGUCCCCGAGGAAGAGGGGUCAGUGGGGCUGCUGGUCACGGACCUGGGAGGUCCCCUGGUAGGGUUAACCAUGCUCCAAAUGUAACAGGAUCUGCAAGGCUUAGACGGCUGAGUAAUCCGACUGACCACUGUGGCGAGUUAGAAGACCCCCUAGGGUGUAGGAAGUCCCGACGGGGCACACGGGUGUCUGUUACUCCCUGCCAGCCUCUGAAGCCUUGCAGAGGCGGGAGAAGCAGCAGCAGGGGGACCGCAGGGAGGGGAGCAGUAUUGCAUCAAGAGCACACAAGCAAGCAGCCUUCAAACACAGAGAGUGGUGAUUCGACCCCUAAGAAGGAUAUAGAGAAAUUGGAUACCCCUAAUAGUGAAGAAAUUCCCCCUGUCUCCCCGAAAACUGAUUUUGAUGUCCCUCUGAAUAUCCCAGAUGAGGUUGUGGGAGUCAACAAAGGCAAUGAGGGCAGCCCUCUUAAAGCAGAUUCACCACCUUGUAAUGGCACACUGGAAGACUGUGUGCAAUACAGUUGUGACAAUGUCAUUACUGAGCAAGACGAGCAGACUGUCAGCCAAGCCAGCCGAGAUGACCUAAGUUAUGUAAUUGGACGUCCCGUGUGUGAUGACAUUGAUAGACAGCAAAAAUUCAGCAAUGAUGAAAGUAAGGACAGCACUUCUGAGCUCACCGAGAAAACAAGUAUCAGCCCACAGGCGAAGCAAGAUGGCAACAAGGAACACGGCAGUUCUCCAAACCAAGGAAAUAAGCUUGAUGAUCCUGCUAGUGAUGGUAAGCAAGACGUGUUUAUUGCCCACCAAGACGAAAGUGUCACGUUGGACCUGGAUCUUGAGAGAAAACAGGAGAUAAAUGAAGAGGGAAAAGAAAGUUUAGAGGCAGAGAAAGAAGUUGAGAGACCAGAUGAGACAGUGGAAGAGACUAAAGAGAGUGUCGAGAAGCUUGAUAUUCUUGAGCGAGACAGCGAAAAAGAAGACAAGGAUGGUGCUUUCAUCAGUCCGGCUGACUGCCACCCUAGCACUCCAAUCUCUCAAUCUUCAGAUCCAGCACACUCCAGUGAUGGUCUGACAGCACAGCCAGAAUCACCUGUCAAGGUGUCACCUGUCUCCAACACAGCUACCUCAGAUCCCACCAAAGCCUCUUCCCUCUUAGAGUUAUGUGGACUAGAGGUUCAGAAAGACAUGCAACCUACCACUCAAGGUGCUAAACUGCAAUCCCCAGUGUCCUCUGCUGUCCCAGAGACAGCCCCGAUGUCACAGACUGAUCUGACGACAAGAAAUACGCUGGUUAUUACGUGCAGUGAAUCCCUCAAGGCCCUGUGCUCAAGCCAGAGGGAACCAGAGCAACCCCAAAGCUGGCAGACCCCUCCCCUUCAGAGGGAUAGGCAAGCAGGCGUACCAGCAGAGGCGCAGACCAAAGACAGUGUAUCCAAUCAAGAGCCAUCCAAGCACCACAGCAGGGAGGACACUGCCUCACUGUCAUCGUCACCAAUCCCCCAGUCGAGCACAGAUGUCCUCCCAGCUGUGUGUCAGCCAAAUUUAGCCGAAGACAGCGUUGUGGUAGUAGUACCAGAGCAGGGCUCAGUGCCAAAGACCUCCACUCCCUCCCUGGAUGGUAGCUUGUCUUUAUCCUGCAGCUCAGAGAGCACUCGCUCCUCUUUGUCUUUUGACACCGAAUCUGAGGCAGGGUACGGAGACCCCAGCCCCCCUAUUCUGCCAGGAUCCUGGGGUCCAGAAGGGGCCUGUUUGCCCUCCUGGACGUCACGGAAACCACAGAGGAAGGAGAGGAAGAAACGGAGCAGGUGUGGGACAUGUGAACCCUGCCUGAGGAAGAUCAGCUGUGGCCAGUGCAGCUGCUGCCUCAACCGCAGGACUGGCCACCAGAUCUGUAAGCUGAGAAAAUGUGUGGAGCUGAAGAAAAGAAGAUCCUCAUCUCUCGUCUCUCUCCCUGCUGCACAGGUGGUUCCAGAAAGUGGUUCAGUAAAUGGCAGAGGCAAGGCACCGAUGGAAGACACCCAUACGGCAGCAGAGGAGGAUGAGGGGGAGGAAGGCCAAAUACCUCAUACGCACUCUCCACUCAUCACCCACUCGCUCACCCACAGCCUGGCCUCAGACCAAGGUGGAUGGCCAGCACUUAUCAAGAGAGAGCCCGGGCUGGAGCAGACCGGCAAUGCACUUAACCAACACUUAUGCUCUUCUGUGACUUUCCAGAAUGGUUCUGGUGAGAACUUGACGAAACCUAACGGUGCUAAUAUGAUCGCCAGGUCACACUCUGAUCCGAGGUCCCAUUAUCAAAGGACUACAGUGGUGGCAGAGCCUCAAAGGACUAUAAUAGCUACAAUCCCUAAAGGCAGCUCUGAGAAUGGACCCAAGGCUCCAGAUGACUUGUCAGUUCCACUAAAGAAGAUCAAGCUUGAGGAGCCGUGGGUGUGGGCCACUGAACAGACCACCGCACAGCUGGGUGGUGAGGAGGAGGUUUGCGAGGACCCGCUGUCAACGCUGGCCGCCGUGGUGUGCCUCUCCAUCACGGAGAGGAAGGGCCUGGAGGAGAAACUGUUCGGCUCGCGCUCUCCCAUUCUUCGCUCCUUCAAAAUAGAGCCACCCGACUUGCACCCUGUCAAAACAGAGCCGGAGGACUUGAAGAGUGACUUGUGCCAGAAAAGCACUCCUGUCGGCCUGCAAAAGACUCUCCAGCCUAUCAAAAGUGAACCUCUUCCAGGUGUCUCGCUACCAAGUGUGCAGUCUUUGGUGGAGCAGAGGAACCUCAGUUCUGAUCAGGCUAUUGCUAUUGAGGCCUUGACUCAACUGGCAGCUAUACCUCAAAAUACCCCAGAGCCCAUCAAACAUCCCGUUUCUGUUACCGACCCCCUUACAACCUCGAAUACAAACACACCCCUGCAACAGGCCAAACCCACAGCAGCUAUCCGCUAUAACAAAGUUUCGGUCAUCAGCUCAUCACUACACCAGACAUCAGUCAUACGCCCUCCUGUGGCCAGACAAGGGAAUGUCAUCCAGUGCCCCCGGGUGCCUGGCUCCACUGCAAAGCUGUCUCUACAAGACCUUUUAGAGGCCAGCUCUGACAUUGAUAGAGGACCAUACAAGAGGGCAGAGCAAGUCAAGUCAGAAUGCAACUAUAAAGACCCCAGUGACAUGGAGAAGAAGUUCAGCAAAGAUCCUGAGAGGUUGUUUGGGGAGGACAGAGAGAGGAUUGUUGGUAAAAUUAGGAGAAACAGAGAUGAGGAGGAGGUGGCUGCUCAGCUGCUAGAUCUGGCCUUCAUCAUACAGUCCCGUCACAGCCAGCAGUCGGAGAACAACCCUCCCAAAGGAACCCCUGUUUCGGCCAUCAAAUACAACUACAACUCUCAGCUGCCCCCUAAUCACAAAAAGACCCUCGUGAAGAAAACAAAAACCACCCCCUCCAAGCCUAGGAAGAAGAGGAUAAGCGAGGGACUUGAGGAGGGAAUCAACCGCAGGACUCCCCUCUCAAAGCGCAUGCCCAACGGCAAGACACCAUAUAGAAGCAGAGACCAAAAGGUUGUCCUCCAGGGGAAAGCAUCGCUCCACCACAAGAGGAAUCUGUUUCUGCCCCAGGCCCAGAUUGAUCUGAAGAAGUACCUGGCUGAGGCUCAGGAGGAAAGGAGGCAACUCAUCCACCACAGCAGCACACACAAUACAGUGCACCUAGGGCUGCAAACUCAGAGCUACAACACUGCGCAGCACAUAAGGACCAACCACCCUCGUGGUCAAGAAAACCAGCCAUGGUCCCUUUCAAAUGGGCCACUCCACAACCACAAUCCAUGCAAUGGUCACCCUCUGGGACCAGGACAGGAGUGUGAAAGGCGUUUGUUAUCUCAGGUAACGCAGCCCUGCGGUGGGCUGCAGCACGGUGCUGAUCCAAACACCAGCCCAGCCAACCCCGGCCUUCUCAGCCGCACCGCUGGCUUCCACGGUCUGGCUAACGGCUUCUCGGGGGCUCGGCAGUCCCCUCCUCCAAGCCAGCAGAGCUACUACAAACUGGAGAGGUCGGGACCCGUCACUGUCUUGUCCACAUCUACUGAUGGGGAUCUGGACCGCUCCGAGGAGUCAACUCCAACCAAGAACGGCGUCCAUAGCUUUCUGGAGUCUCCUAUGAGUUUUCUGGACACCCCAACCAAGAACUUGCUCAACACACCCUCCAAAAAACUAUCUGAUCUUCCCUCCUGCCAGUGUAUGGAGCAAAUCAUUGAAAAGGAGGAGGGCCCGUACUAUACCCACCUUGGGGCGGGACCCAGUGUGGCUGCAGUGAGGGAACUGAUGGAAAACAGGUAUGGUGCGAAAGGGAAUGCAGUGAGGGUGGAAGUUGUUGUGUACACUGGGAAGGAAGGGAAGAGCUCCCAGGGGUGCCCGAUAGCUAAAUGGGUGAUCCGACGUAGCAGUGAGGAGGAGAAGUUGCUGUGUCUGGUGCGCCAGAGAGCCGGGCACCACUGUGACAGCGCCGUGGUGGUUAUCCUCAUCCUGGCGUGGGAGGGAAUCCCGCGGCCAGUGGCAGACCGCCUCUACCAGGAGCUCACAGAGACCCUCUGCAAAUACGGCUCCCCGACCAGCCGCCGCUGUGCCCUCAACGAGGAUCGUACGUGUGCAUGCCAGGGUUUGGACCCAGACACCUGUGGGGCUUCAUUUUCCUUUGGUUGCUCCUGGAGUAUGUACUUCAAUGGCUGUAAGUUCGCCCGCAGCAAAGUGCCCCGCAAGUUUCGCCUGCUCGGAGACUAUGCAGAGGAGGAAGAGAAGUUGGAAAAUAACCUCCAAAAUCUCGCCACUGACCUUGCACCAGUCUACAAGAGACUGGCUCCUGAGGCCUUCCAAAACCAGGUUGCACAAGAGGAGGCAGGGACAGACUGCAGGCUGGGUUGGAGAGAGGGACGCCCCUUUUCUGGGGUCACAGCCUGUGUGGAUUUCUGUGCUCAUGCUCACAAGGAUACCCACAACAUGAAUAAUGGCAGCACUGUGGUUUGCACUUUAACUAAGGAAGAUAACCGUGCAGUGCGUAACAUACCAGAAGAUGAGCAGCUCCAUGUUCUACCCCUGUACAAGAUCUCUGACAGGGAUGAGUUUGGCCAGGUUGAGGGCCAGUGGGCCAAAAUCCAAACGGGGGCUCUACAGGUCCUAUCUGCCUUCCCCAGAGAGGUGCGUCUGCUGGCUGAGCCAGUGAAAUCUGCCCGUAAGAAGAGGCAAGAGGCACGUUUGAAGGCCCAAGCAGAGAGGCUGGAGAAGAAGCUGGGGCUGACCCCCCUCACUCCUGGGAAAGUGAAAAAUGAAACCCCUAACAAAGGCUUCAGAACCACUUCUGCCGAGCAGUCUCCCACAUUCAAAACAGAGCCACAGGCCUACUACGGCUCUUACAGACCACCAACCAGACCUGCCAGUGUAGGGAGGUACCAAUCCAGCACUUACAGCCAGAGCACCAGCAGCUACCCCACCCCAGGAGCAGGGGUCACCCCAGGGAGGGAGGCUAUCUCUCCAAGUCACCCUGGCCUGUAUGGCCUCCAGUACGGACAGCAUGGCUCAACGUUCAAUUAUAAGACAAUGAGCAAUGCCAUGAAUGGUUACUCUCCAGGGUCCAGUGACCAGAGUAUUCCCAAACACCAGUCUGUGGACCCGUCAGAUCAUAUACCUCCCCACAAUGCCCUUAGUGACUACCCACGCAUGUUCAAAACUGAGCCCAGUGAGGUGCACUGUUCUCCGCUGCGCAGACCCUCCCCCAGUGAGAGCGCUCCUCUUCCCUCCUCCUCCUUGUCCCCGCUGCCGACCGCUGAGGGCCUCUUCAGCAGGCUCAACGGGCUCCACAGGGGUUCAGGCGAGGUUGGGGCAGAGGUCGGGGGUCAUGGCCUCACGCCUUUAUCUCUCCCCCUGCCCCCACAGAUACCACCUCUCGAACCAGAGGAAGUUAAGCAAGAAGAGGUAUGGUCGGACAGCGAGCACAACUUCCUGGACAACGACAUAGGCGGAGUCGCCGUGGCACCGUCGCACGGCUCCAUCCUGAUAGAGUGUGCCCGUCGGGAGCUCCAUGCCACCACCCCGAUCCUCAGGCCCAACCGCAGCCACCCCACCCGCAUCUCCCUGGUCUUCUACCAGCACAAGUCCCUGAACGAGCCAGGCCACGGGAUGGCUAUGUGGGAUGCCAAAAUGGCCAAGCGAGACCGGGAGAGAGAAGAGGAGGCCGAGAGACUAGGGUUGGAGGAAAGCCCAGGCAAAGGGAUGGGGAAGAGGGGUAAAGGAGCAGGAAGUUCAGAGCUACAAGCGGAGGAGGAGGAGGAGACAGAGGAGACGAGGAGGAUCUGGAAAGUUCCUACCCAUCAAGUAUGGACUUUCCCACGGGAUAGUGUCAUCACAAUGUCCCCUUAUGCUCUCACCCAAGUCACGGGCCCCUACAAUCGCUGGACUUAGUCAAUGUGUUACACACCCACAACAUACAUGCAAACACACUCUCACGCACACACACACACAGACACAGACACACACACAGAGAAAACUCCUACACCCUGUGCUUCUGCCUUACCUCAGUCAACUUCAAACUUCUACUCUCAUUUUUAUAUGUCAUUUUCAUUGUGCUUUUCUAAUGUCUGUUUGUUCACUUUGUCUUUCUUCAUCUCUGCCUUGGAAGCGAUGAGGAAGACCAAAGUGUGUGGGCUUUUUAACUGUGAGUUUUGGUGUUGGUUUUUAUUGUAAAGAGAUGGUGCUUUGAAGCAUUUUAAAGACAUUUUUAAACUGGUUUUAUAUACAUGAUUAAGAACAAAAAAGAUGUGAUUAUUUAUUCUGAUCAUAACAAUUUCUAUUUAAUUUCUGAUGUAAGCCUGUUUACUGCAAGAUUUCUAUGUUAACCUGCAUUGUGUGUUGGCGCUCAGAUUUUAUGUUGUACAGUAGGACUAUGCUCUUUAUUUCAGCCAAUGGUUCUCUUUUCAUUAGAUGAAUUUUAUUGGCUUUUAUUGGUGCCAUUCUCACUGUAACCUUUGUUAAGCAAAUACAUUACAUCACAUAAUGUAGAAAACAAGACUAAUAUAGCGCAAACAUUUACUACAGAUUAUGUCACAUGUAGCAUUGUGCUUUUCCUUCUGCUGCCUCUGACUUCUUCUGGCAGUUUGAUGAAGGAAAUGUACUACUUUGUUUUGUUUGUUUGUUUGUUUGUUUGUUUGUUUUGUUUGUUUCUAUAAGUCUGGAUGGUUUGUCUUUUAUUCACAGAUAUGUAUGGCAUAUUAAGAAGCACUUUUUUAUUUUCCAAAACCUAACUUGAAAAAGGUCCCAAUCCAUAGGCCUACGUAUGUAUGUACAGACAGAGAUAUAUAUGACAGUUUGGCGUGAAACCUCUUUUCCUUUACAGUAUUUCUGCAUUUAUCUGAGUUUUUUUUUUUUUUUUCCUUUAAUUUGACUGAGCUACAAUCGAUGAAAAUGGUAAACAUAUCUAAUGAAAUUCAGUCUCAUUCAGUACUUAAUGAGGAGCGUAAUGAGGAAUCAUAAGAUGCUGCAACAGUGAAGUGCUUAUUAUUACUGGCACUUAAUUUAUGUUCACUUUCUGGAAAUUAAUUCAAAGUGUUUAAAUGUCUGUUUUGAUAUGGCACAAGUGAAGAUCAUAGGAUUCAAACAACUUCAGAAAUUCUGACUUACUGUACAUUUUUAAUGGUGCUAGAGACCUGUGCUUUUUUUUCUGUCUUUCUUUCUCUCUUAUUUUUAUUUUUAAACAGAAAUUAUAACGUGUCAUCUAUCUCAGCCAAAUAUUGCCAGUUCUUAUGUCCAUACUGGAUGGGUAUGAACACACAGCUGUGUCAGUGAAUCCUAACUUAACUCUUUCUCCUUUGCCUACUCUGCUUCUGGUGGAAAACCACUCAUAAACAGCAGUCAGAUAUCCCACUCAGAUGAUAUCAUGAGAUAAUAUCGGGUGCUAGAUCCUCAUGAAGACUUUGUUUACAGAUUGCUAUUUUACAGGGUCUGAAUAAAGCAUGCAGGGUUGAUGUCAGCUCUAGGUGAAUCAGGAUUUUUUAUUACCCUUGAAAGAAAAGCUCUCCAUUUCAAGACCUCGUCAUUGAAAUUUCAACAUACACUAUUCAGAAAUUCAACUGGUACUCACCCUAACACUGGUGGCAUAACAUUUUCUGUGAGAAAUGUUUGGGGUUUUUUUGGUUUUUUUUACAUACUGUACUUUUACUUCCUUGUGGUGCUAAUAGGACAAGAUGUCCAGGUGCAUUCAUUGACUUAACCUGGUCAUAUACUGAAAAGUGAUGGCAUGGUGCUCUAUGCAUACUCAGCACACACUAAUCUGCUAUACGAUUCCAUAUAAAGCUAAUUAAAUCAUUUCUUUGCAUACUUGGUGGGUUGACACCAAACUCAGAUGCAUUGGUAUCCUGUACCCUGAGUCAUCAUUUGUUGCAACUACAAAUGAAAACUAAGUAAUGGUAAACAUGUCUAUCUAGAGUUCAAAAGUCUUCCAGUGGUAACCAAACACACCAACCAUUCUCGAAAUGGGUGUCAUUUUGGAAAAUGUGUACAACACACAGACAACACAUACACACAUAAUGCAAUGAAUGUAAAGAGUUUCAAUUCAACAGACUUAAACAGCAGCAUGUUUUCAACAUAACAGAGAGAAAGCUAGUCAACAUUUCUUUUGAUUUACUGGGAGGGAUUCUCGCUCCACGUAACUACAUUGAAAAUCUUUGUAUCAGUGAGCAACAACAAGCACCAGCAUUAAGAAAUCUGAGGUUUUUAGUAGUAGAAAAAUGUGUAAAUAUGUAUGUGAACCAGAUUGUUUUUACUGUACUGUUAAUGGUGUGUAGACAAUGGAUGAUCUUGCUUAUUUUGAAACUGAAUUACUGUAUGUUGCUGAAAGUAUAUCCAUUUUAGACUUGAGAAGAGAGUAAAUUUAGCAUUCCUUUUAUGGAUGGCUGAUCUCUUUCGGGAUUGUGAAAUAAAGUCAUAUUUAUAUUUUGGACCUGA